This is a messenger RNA of Caenorhabditis angaria, 2166 nucleotides long. The record is from the annotation of a GenBank genome assembly. NCBI's taxonomy places the organism in Eukaryota, Metazoa, Nematoda, Chromadorea, Rhabditida, Rhabditidae.
AUGACACACGAACAUCAAAAUAUCACUAAAUCUGCUUAUGUUUAUAUUUUUGUAAGAAAGAAAGAUCAAUCGCUUCUCAUAUAAAAUUUGAAUCUUUCAGCAAACUGACUAUUUUUCGAUUGCUGAUGAAUGGCAAGCAAAACAUGGGAAAAGGCUUGAUUCAACAUUUUUUGAGGUGAUAAACCCGAUUUCACAGUCUGGAAUAUUUUUGGGCUCUUUGGUUUUUGGUGAGUUAGGAUGAUUCCAUAUUUUAAUUUAUAGAAGAGACGUCAUAAUAACAAUAUGUAUGUCUCUUCAGUUAAUUAUUUAAAAAUUCGAAAUGUUUACAGGAUUUCUAACCGAUAAACUUGGUCGUCGUCGAUUAUGCAGAUAUGGUCUUUUCGUUGCCGCAUUUGCUCUAGUAACUGAAAGUUUUCUUCUAUGUUCUGCAGCUAUUGUAUGUGUUCGAUUUGCUGUUUCCUUUUUGGUUGGCGGAAUUCUUGUAUCAUCUUGGAGUUUGAUGACUGAACUAGUUUCCAACAAAACUCGAUUGAUUGCUAGAUCCUUUGCGACUUAUGUAAGAGAUUCGUCAAAAACAUUUGAAAAAAAUAAAUGAUUUUCUUACUUUCCAGCCAAAUGCCAAACUCAUAUUUGUUCUAAUCUGCUUUUUCACCAAAAAUUGGCGACUCACACUUCAAAUUUCUGCAUUUCUUGCGUUUUUCAAUGCAUUUUUGCAUUGUUUCAUUCCUGAAAGUCCCACUUGGCUUCAGUUUAAUGUGAGUUUCAAAUAUUUAUACCGAAAAAAGUAUUUGUUAUCUUUACAAUUCUAGGGAAGACACACCAAAGCGAUGAAAAUUUGCGAAAAAAUUCGUCAAAAAUCGAGAGGGCAAUGUAAUUUGGGUAGGAUCCCACAAUCGAAAACUUCAAAAAAAUAUUGUGAUUUUCAGUACUUCCCAAAGAUGAAUACGAGUCGCUGACUUUCAAAGAAAUUUGGAAUCGCGAAGAAUACCGAAAUCUAUUCUUUCUUCUAGGAUUUAUAUGGAUUGUAACAAAUUUCACAUCAGCAUUUCUGGAUUUUUCAGUGACUGUUAUUAUUAAAGAUGAUUUCAUGAAAAGUCAAAUUUUACUAGCUGCUGCUCCAGCAAUUGUGAAAAUGGUAGGUGUUUUGUGAAUUCCGUGAAAAAUUGACAUUUAUAGAUUUUUGGAAGUCUGGAAUUGUUAGAUGUUCUAAAAAUUUCAAGAAAACCUCUUCAUCUUGCCUCAUUAUCAAUUGUUGCCAUAACUAUGUUGAUUUGCGCUAUAUUGAUAAUAAUCGGAGUUCACGAAACUGCCCCAUUCAGUUAUUUAUAUAUUAUACUUUAUCUAAUCGGACUCUCCAGCAUUGAAUUUAUUUGGGAUGCUUGUUAUUUGUAAGUAAUCGAGUCUAAAAUUUUCGAAAGAAAAUGGUCAAAAAUUCAUAAAACUGAAAUCUCCGUUUUCAGCGCUUUCUAAAAAUAUAUAUAAUCAAAAAUGAAAAAAAUAGCUGAUGAGAGUGGGAUUCGAACCCACGCCCCCGAAGGGACUGGUGCCUUAAACCAGCGCCUUAGACCGCUCGGCCAUCUCACCACAUGAAUGAGAUAGAGUGUUUGUUUGGCAUAUGAAGAGAGAAAAGAAAGAAGUGGGGAAGAGGAGAAAGAACAAAUGCAUCAAAAAAUUUCUCUGCUCUCUCUCUGCAUCUUUCAACGCUCUCUAAAUUUUUCUUUACCCCCUCUUUUCUCUCGUCGUGUAAAAUUUGAAACAGUUGAUUUUUAGAUGUCUUGUCGAACAAGUGCCAACUGAAAUUCGAGGAACUAUAACAGGAGUAUGUUCAUUGUUGGCUAGAACUGCUGGAAUUUUAGCAACAAAUUUGGUAAAAAAAUAUAGAUGAAAACAUAGAUAAAACCUAAAGUUUCAGACAUUUUUGAGAGAUACACCAUUCCCUUGUUUAAUCGCAUUUUUCAUCACAGUUAUACAUUUCAUAGUUGCAUAUUUGUUUUUAACUGACACUUCAGAUGUGAAUCUUUCAGAAGUACCUAAAAUUUCAAAAACAUCAAUCCACACUCAAUCCAUAUUUUCUAGGUUGGACGUGACAUUCGACGUUUGAGUAACGUAAAUCCAAUAAGAAUUCUUGAUUUGCCUGCUUGCCCAAAAACCCUGACUCAAUGCUAA